This is a messenger RNA of Cutaneotrichosporon oleaginosum, 2593 nucleotides long. RefSeq lists its product as uncharacterized. NCBI's taxonomy places the organism in Eukaryota, Fungi, Basidiomycota, Tremellomycetes, Trichosporonales, Trichosporonaceae. The record is from RefSeq and is a predicted model, not a curated record.
UCAUCAUCAUCUCCCAGCAUCUCGUCGCUCGUCAUCAUCCUCCCUCACACACACACACACAUACAUACACAAGACCACCAUCGCCCCAACUACACAAGCAUCCAUGCUCAACAUCUAAUUACCCUAUCCUUCACAGCCAUCUCCCGCGCUGCCCACUCCCACGACUCUCCACAGUGGGGAGUGGCCUCACAGCACUAGCUGUCCACUCCCCCCCGUCAUGUCGCAGGGGUCGAGCGGCGCGGGCAAGAGCCUCUGCGCACGCUCCAAAUCGCCUUCCCGCUCCCCCUCGCCCUCUGCAUCCCCUCGCCGCUCACCCCUAAAGCCCAAAUCGUCCGCCAUCAACAUCCCUCGCCAGGCCCCUGCUCCCACCCACGACGUCCCCACAUCGCGCAGCCUCAGCAGCCUCACCCAGAGUCUGGGCCGUGCCACGCUCACCUCCCACCGUCGCGCCGCCAUUGACGAGUGGAUGCGCGGCCUCGCACCAUCUCCUCCGACCGAGCGGGCCGAUACGCCUGCGUCGGUGGUCUCGAGCGUUGUCACGAGUAGUAGUGACUCUGUCCCCUCCCCUUCAAUACGAUCCAGGGCCCGCACCAUCUCCACAACCACUUCGAGGUCGGCUACCCAUGCUGUCCCGGCCCAUGCCCAUCCCAACCCCCCAUCGCAUCUCUCUCAACCCUCCCCCGCCCCACCACUCCCGGCCGGAAACGUCUCGGCGCGCGCCGCCCACUUCAAUGCCCUCGCACGCGCUGCGACAGUGUCCUCACCGUCGCCCAUGAAGGCCAAGGGCCGAAGGGAACCGGGCUUUGCGCGACCCACACGCUCCAGUUCCGCCAAGGUCGCCAAGUCGGUCGCCCCGACCCUCGGCCCCUCAACUUCAACCAGCCCCACUUCCAUGGCCGCCUCCGUCGCGGCUUCGUCACCAGCGCCAGCAAUUCCGUCUACGGCGCCGACCACCGCACCACCAUCACCCAAUUCACCCCACGCGGAGCCAUCUGAUCCGGAGAGCGAACCCGAGCCUGAGCCCCCGGCGCCCGGUCUCCGGCCUCUUCUCUUGCCGACAGGGAGCGUGCCCGAGCGCCGCAACCCAACACCGCAAUGCACGGUGCGCAAGCGUCUGUCGCUUGUGCCAUACAAGGUGGACUCGGCGGCCGAAGAAGUACAUGCGAAUCUCACUUCGCAUUCGAGUAGCCCUGCUCGCUCAAAACUACAUCGUCGUCACUCGUCGCUCGUGUACAGAAAGUCGGAGCCAUCCACGACCUUCCCGAGCUCUCCCAGCAGCUCAUCGUCCGAUCUUCAUCCCGCGGACCCCGAGGGCUUCCUGGAUGGGUGCCGCUCAGAGCCAGGCUUCCGUGAGCGGAGACACGACACCAUCGUGUCGGGCAAUCUCGAGAGGCGCGAAAGUAUCCUCCGCUCUCUUGUAAAGAUGGAGAACCGCGAGCGUGAGGUGCGCGAAGCGAUGGAGCGUCGUGGGUACGAGCCGCCACCAGGAGGCCUCCGUCGCCUCUCGCUGCAGGGAAGACCCGCACGCCGACGCUCGACGCCAUGUUUGCCUUCACACUCGCCCAUCGAGGGCUCACCAGAGUCAAUUGCGCCCACACAGACCCUCGAAGCAUCUCCGCCGCCGCCGCCGGAACGUGACCUCGAGGCUCCGGCUCCACAAUCGCCGCAGUUUGGGGCUGAGGAGCUCCUCGUCGCCCUGGAGCCACAGAUCACCCGAGAGACGGACAUUAGCUCUGCCCCGACAACGCUUGGCCUCAAUGGUCCCGGCUCGCGUGGCUCGCUGCUCCGACCCUCAUCUAUGUCGACGACCGCCACGGACGAGGAGCCGCGCGUACGAUUCGCCACCCCUGACGACAUGCGUGCCCAGUUCCGCCGCAAGAUCCACCGCGAAACUACGCUGGCGCAGCUCACGGGUCCACCACGCUCCCGCCCACCAGUCGAGAUAUUCGACCAUCACCACCUCGCCGCAAUGCUCUCCAAGGAAGGAGACGCGGCGACGAUGACGCCGGCCACAUCGACGACAACGUCCAUCGCGUCGGCGGAAUCCCUCCCCCGGUAUCGGCGACGCGCCGAGCCAGACGCCACCCCAGACUACGUUGCCUCCGCAUACACUGGAGACGCGACUGCGGGCAUUGAGGCCAGCUCGGGUUUUGGCCAUGGGGGGGAGGAGGCACUCGGAGCCGUCGCGACAGCUCCGGGUCCGACGAGACGGUGCAUGCCGUCGUGCGCGGGCGCCGCCGGCACCGCCGCAGCACGUUCUGCGGCGCCGGUGGUGCAGAGCUGGACAAGCUCGUGCACGACGAACACCGCUUCAUCGCCGUUGGCGACGUCGACCCGCUCGAUCACCUCCUGCCAGAGCCGCAGGAGGGGCCCAGUCUCUUCACAGCGCUGGGCCGUUGGUUCUGCCCCGUCGACGGCUCUUAGACAGAGCCGUCGUACUAGGGCAAGCGGGGCCUCCUCCUCCCACCGCCGGCAAGCGUGCCGGCGGGUUAUCCCAAACGAAGUGUAUACCCGGUGCAGAGAUAUCGCAGAGCGACAUACCCCCGUUAUAGUAAUGGGUUGUAGGAUUUGAAGUGAAGAUGUAUAUCUGGAC